Lactuca sativa (garden lettuce) is the source of this 2761-nucleotide messenger RNA. NCBI's taxonomy places the organism in Eukaryota, Viridiplantae, Streptophyta, Magnoliopsida, Asterales, Asteraceae. The record is from RefSeq and is a predicted model, not a curated record.
AUGAAUCCCUUUUCGUCUGGGACGCGUUUGAGGGACAUGAUUAGGGCAAUACGAGCCUGCAAAACUGCUGCAGAAGAGCGUGCUGUUAUUAGAAAAGAAUGUGCUUCUAUUCGUGCAUCCGUUAGUGAUAAUGACAAUGAUUACAGACACCGUAACUUGGCAAAGCUCAUGUUCAUUCACAUGUUAGGAUACCCCACACAUUUUGGCCAAAUGGAAUGCUUGAAACUUAUAGCAGCUCCUGGAUUCCCUGAAAAGAGAAUAGGAUAUCUGGGACUUAUGUUGCUUCUUGAUGAAAGACAAGAAGUUUUGAUGCUUGUCACCAAUUCACUAAAGCAAGAUCUUAACCACACCAAUCAGUACAUUGUGGAACUAGCUCUUUGUGCUUUGGGUAAUAUAUGUUCUGCAGAAAUGGCUCGUGAUCUUGCACCUGAAGUUGAAAGAUUGCUGCAAUUUCGAGAUCCAAAUAUUCGUAAGAAAGCAGCAUUGUGCUCAAUAAGGAUUGUAAAGAAGGUCCCGGACCUUGCAGAAAAUUUUGUCAACCCUGUUGUUUCCUUACUUAAAGAAAAGCAUCAUGGGGUUCUUUUAACAGCAAUCCAACUCUGUACAGAUCUUUGUAACCUUAAUGAAGAGGCUCUUGAAUUUUUCAGGGAGAAAUGCACAGAGGUGUUGGUGAAAGUUUUGAAGGAUGUUGUGAACAGCCCAUAUGCUCCCGAAUAUGACGUUUCAGGUAUUGCAGACCCUUUUCUUCAUAUAAGACUGCUUCGCCUUUUGCGUGUUUUGGGCCAUGGAGAUGCUGAUGCUAGUGAUUCCAUGAAUGAUAUUCUUGCCCAGGUGGCAACAAAAACCGAGUCAAACAAGAAUGCAGGGAAUGCAAUACUUUAUGAAUGUGUAGAAACCAUUAUGAGCAUUGAAGAUAGUAGUGGUUUACGUGUUCUUGCAAUCAAUAUUUUGGGAAGAUUCUUGUCUAAUCGUGACAAUAAUAUCAGAUAUGUUGCAUUGAACAUGCUGAUGAAAGCAAUUUCAGUAGAUGAUCAAGCAGUUCAGAGACAUCGUGCAACAAUCUUGGAAUGUGUAAAGGAUUCAGAUGCUUCAAUUCGUAAAAGAGCUCUUGAACUUGUAUACCUUUUGGUGAAUGAGACCAAUGUAAAACCUUUGACCAAGGAGUUAAUUGAUUAUCUACAUGUAAGUGACCAGGACUUCAAGGGAGAUCUUACUGAAAAAAUUUGCUCCAUUGUAGAAAAGAUUUCCCCUGACAAGAUUUGGUACAUUGAUCAGAUGCUCAUGGUUCUUUCUGAGGCUGGAAACCAUGUAAAAGAUGAAGUAUGGCAUGCUCUUAUUGUUGUAAUAACCAAUGCUUCUAAUCUCCAUGGAUAUACAGUACGCUCCCUCUACAAGGCAGUCCAAACAUCACUUGACCGGGAAACACUUGUUCGGGUGGCUGUAUGGUGCAUAGGGGAAUAUGGUGACAUGUUGGUAAACGGUAUUGGAACGCUUGAUCUUGAGGAACCUAUAACUGUAACUGAAAAUGAUGCUGUUGAUGUUGUUGAACUUGCAAUCAAACACCAUGCAUCAGAUCUUACUACCAGAGCUAUGUGUUUGAUUGCUUUGUUGAAACUGUCAUCCCGUUUCCCUGUUUGCUCACAGAGAAUAAAGGAUAUGGUUGUUCAAUCUAAAGGAAGCCUUCUGCUUGAACUGCAACAAAGAUCCAUAGAAUUUGAUUCUAUAAUCGAAAAGCAUCAGAAUAUAUGGUCUGCACUGGUUGAAAGGAUGCCAGUUCUUGAUGAAGCAAGUUUCAGUGGAAGGAGAAAUGGUUCUACUUCUAUUCCUUCAACUUCAAUGGGAAGUAGUAGUCUUCCUAAUGGAGUUGUUAAAACAAAUGCUGCUCCUUUAGUGGACUUGCUUGAUUUAGGAGGAGGAGAAGAACCUCCUCCACCAAAUACAAAUAGCAUGAUGACAGGUGGCAACUUUCUUCAAGAUCUUCUUGAUGUUGGCAUGUCCCCUUCUUCAUCACAACCAAAUGCAAACCAAGCUCAAAAAAGUGGCACAGAUGUUCUGCUGGAUCUACUAUCAAUCGGAUCACCUCCUCAUCAAAAUGGUUCAUCUACGCCACAUCAUGAUGAUAUAUUAUCAAUAAAUCAAGAUAAUAAUAAAAAUAAAACUUCAGUUACUCCAUUAGGCAGCCUUUCAUCACCUUCACCUAUGGUGGAUUUAUUAGACGGAUUUGGUCCUACCCCUCCACCACCUAAAAACGAUGCUCCUGCUUAUCCACCAUUAGUUGCUUUUGAGAGCAGCUCUUUAAGGUUAAUGUUCAACUUUACUAAACAACCUGGGAAUCCACAAACAACCGAGAUUGAAGCAAACUUCACAAACAAGUCUUCCAAUGUCUAUUCAGAUUUUGUUUUCCAAGCAGCAGUACCAAAGUUUCUUCAGAUGCAUUUGGAACCUGCUAGCAGUAACUCUCUUCCUGGAAGUGGUAAUGACUCAAUAACACAAAAAUUACGAGUUACCAACACUCAACAUGGCAAGAAAGCAAUCAUUAUGCGCAUAAGAAUAAGUUACAAGUUGAACAACAAAGACAUGUUGGAAGAAGGACAAAUCAGCAACAUCCCUCGUGAGAUAUGAUAACAUUUUUUACUCUGGUAAAAACCAUCUUCUCUCACUAUCUCUAGUGUUUUAUCAAAAGUUUUUGGUUUGAUGAUAAUAUAUUUAUCAUAUUUUUAGCAAACGAGAUUCUUAGUAAAAGGAUUCAAAGCUUGUUGGA